UUGAAAUUUAUUCUGAAAUUAUUUUCAACUGGAAGUUGCGCGCUUACAGGCAGAACUUCUAUCUCAGUUUCAAGAGAUUUGCCUCAUCGUUAGAGGCUACUUAAUAGGUAGUAAUCUACUGCAACCCUUCACGAUGCUCGCAGCAAUUAUCGUGAUUUUGCUGACUCUUGUUGGAGUCAAGCUAGUUCAAUGGGUACGAAUCAGGCGUUACGAGCAAGAAUUCUUCAAGAGGAUUGGAGUUCCUUACGUGAAACCGCAUUUGGUGUUUGGCAGCAACCACAUCCUCAGGGACCGCUCCAAUACGCAGAUGGCUGUCAUCACCAAAUGGCGUGAAGAACUCGGCGAAGUUUUUGGAUUCUUUUCUGGAGGGCGGCCCAGCCUGGUUGUGUCUGACUUAAACAUGGUUCGGCAAAUUCUCAUUAAAGAUUUUCAUCUGUUCUCAAAUCGCCCUUCUAUGGUGAUUAAGGCGGAACCUGUGAUCACGACGCUUGUAGGUUUACGCGACCAGCGUUGGAAAGACGUGAGAGCGCUGUUGACGCCAACAUUUUCGAUGACAAAAAUGAAACUCAUGGCUGGAAUCAUGAAUGAAAAGAUUGAUACGUUGUUGAGCAUCUUCGAGGAGCACGUCGAAUCGCAAAAAACAAUUGAACUUUACUCCUCGUUUCAAGGCAUGACUCUAGACGUUAUUUGCGAGUGCGCGUUGGCCAUUAAAUCUAAUUGUCAACGAAAUCAGAACGAUAAGCUUCUUCAGGCCGUCCGUGGCUUCCUACAGAAUGCAGUGAAUAACUUCAUAAUGUUAGCAAUAUACUUCCCAUUUUUUGGCAUGCUACUGUCGGUGCUCAGCAAUAAGCUUGCAUUUUCAGGACGAAUGACGAACAUGAUAGUGAAACACUUGAAGCAAGUGAUAAAAAUGAGGCGAAAUAAUGUUGGCGAGAAAACAGUGGACGUGCUGCAGAUGAUGCUCGAGGCAUCGGAAACUAUCAUCGAGGAAAAGGUUGGGAAAGAAGCGUUGAGUGCCAUACCAAGCAGAAAAGUUCUCUCUGACAACGAAAUCAUUGCCAACGCUUGGGUGUUCUUGCUGGGAGGCUUCGAGACCACCGCAAACGCUUUGACCUUCACGUGCUACCUCCUGUCCAAGCAUAAGAAUUACCAGGACCAGCUCUACCACGAGAUAAUUUCUGUUGUCAAAGACCCGACAUGUGCCGUGACAUACGAGCACGUGUCAGAGAUGAAACUCCUGGAUCAGAUCCUCAGUGAGAGCCUGAGACUCUACCCUCCCGUGGUGACCUUCAUCAUAAGAGAAGCUUCAGAAGAUACCCAGGUGGGGAGCGUGACCAUCCCCAAGAACACUGGCAUCCUCAUACCAAUCUGGGACAUUCACAGGGAUCCAAAACAUUGGCCUGAUCCUGAGAAGUUCGACCCUUCGCGUUUCUCGGCCUCGUCGAAGGCGAACAGCACCCGCCACCCGAUGGCUUACCUGCCUUUUGGAGCAGGGCCGCGAAACUGCGUCGGCAUGCGCUUCGGCCAACUCGAGGCCAAACUUGCUCUGGCUAAGAUCAUUCUAAACUAUGAAUUAGACCUGGCGCCCGAAACGGAGGACCCUCCUCCUCUGACAGUGCCAUCUGUAGCGAUCAACCCUGCACGUGGCAUCUUCAUGGCCCUGCGGCGUAGAUCGACACCAACCCCGACCAAUCCAUGAGACUAGUCGUCCUAAGUAACCAUCGUACUUCUCCAACGAAGUCAUUCCCUGGUCCAAUCCAUGAGACUAGUCGUCCUGCGUAACCAUCGUACUUCUCCAACGAAGUCCUACCUUGUCCAAUCCAUGAGACUAGUCGUCCUAAGGAAUCAUCGUACCUCUCCAACGAAGUCCUACCUUGUCCAAUCCAUGAGAAUAGUGUCUUAAAGAAUCAGUGUACCUCUCCAAUGAAACCCUACCCUGACGAACCUAUGAGACUAGUCAUCCUAGGGUGUCAUGUUAAAUCAAAUGUAGUAUUCCUGCCAUGAGAAAGAAUGCUCUGCCAUGAGAAAGAAUAUUCAUGAAGCUCUGUCGUCAUGAAUGUUAUUCUUAUGAAGAAGCAUGCAACAAUAGACAUUCCUUCCAUAUAUAAUGCCAAGAAUAAUGUUCAAUAAAACGAUGCUCAAUUUUUUUGUUGAGAAAUAGUUGCGUUGGGGCCGCAUCAUAGUUGAACUAGUCAACCUUGGGCUUGAGUAACCUCAGUAGAGUACCGUAACCUCAGGAGAAUAGAAAUGUUGUUUACUUGGCGGAGCUGUUUCAUAAAAUCGCAUGCACGUAUAAUUAUUAAAAAAUUUAACAGUU
Hyalella azteca is the source of this 2317-nucleotide messenger RNA. Its product is annotated as cytochrome P450 3A24. The transcript is spliced from 6 exons. The coding region runs from base 134 to 1699 and encodes 521 amino acids. The record is from RefSeq and is a predicted model, not a curated record. NCBI's taxonomy places the organism in Eukaryota, Metazoa, Arthropoda, Malacostraca, Amphipoda, Hyalellidae. Gene Ontology annotation, molecular function: iron ion binding; oxidoreductase activity, acting on paired donors, with incorporation or reduction of molecular oxygen; monooxygenase activity.